Messenger RNA from Bombyx mandarina (wild silkworm), 2910 nucleotides. RefSeq lists its product as uncharacterized. NCBI's taxonomy places the organism in Eukaryota, Metazoa, Arthropoda, Insecta, Lepidoptera, Bombycidae. Gene Ontology annotation, cellular component: centrosome. The record is from RefSeq and is a predicted model, not a curated record. Gene Ontology annotation, biological process: positive regulation of centriole elongation; interkinetic nuclear migration.
GUUAUGUUUGACUGUUUUUCAGAGUUUAUUUGAUUUGUUAUUUUGUUAAUUGUUAUACAUGGAUGAAUUGCGAGGUCCGAAUAUCCAAAUAGUCCUUCAUAUCAAGGAAGGGCUUGGUUUCGGAUUUCUGCGAACACCGUUUGUGGUCAGUGGUUCAUUAAAUGGUUACAUAUUAGAAACCGAUUCGGUUGUUCCAUCUCAUGCACCGGUUUUCGAUGCUGAACUUGUUUGGGAAACCGAUAAAAGAAGAUUUAGGAGUUUGCGUGUUCAAAAUGUUCCUGUGAAGGUUGAGGUGUUUACAACAUGCACGCAGGGACGUAAAGACAAAGUUGGAUAUUUAUUGUUGAGUCUCCUUAGUGCUCAACCCUGUCCUUCGAAUAAAAUUGUUGAUGUGAAGUACACAAUGCAUCGACUUCUGGGAGUUAAAUCUGAAGGGAAGUGUUGUCAUCCACAGCUGUUAAUGAGUCUAUCUAUUGAAGACAGGAACAGUACACCUACACCUAGAAAUGAACUCCGCAUGUUCCACAGUAAUGAGGUUGCCUAUCCCUUGUCUUCUCAUACCACGGGUAUACCAACAGGCAGAUCCAUUACCUUUGCGUUAAAUGAAUACAUUCUUGAAAGUAAGAAAUCAGUUUCAUCACCGGACCUUCAACCCAAAUUACUAUGUGAUGAAGGUCUAAUACAAAUCGGUAAAGGGAGUCAACUGUUUGUACUGAGUUUUGUCAUUGGAGUUGUUGAAAAUUUAGAUUUGUUGUUACCUGAGAGUCCAAAUAAUGAUUCUAUGAUUGAUUGUUACAUCAUGUAUUCAAUAUUCACACACAACAUAAUGACAGACAGAGUGGCGUCGAGCGGCGAGCGCGGUCCGGUCCGCAGCGCGCCGUUCAACCAGCGCACGUCGCUGCGUCUCGCGGCCGAGCUGUGCGCGCUCGCCCGCUACUUCGCAGAGUGUCCGCAUGUGGUGGCACGCGUGUGUCACGGUGACACGGAUCUAGGUAUAUGCAGUUUGGAUCUCCGGAAACUAAUUCCGACGGAAGACAUCAAGCAUUUCAUAGACAACUUCUGCAAUACCGAUAACGCUCUAACUAUACAGGAGCGCUGUUAUAUCUUGCGUUGCGAAGAGACUACUAAACGGAAAGAUGACGGAAGGAGACCUUUUGUGGAUAUCGAAAUGAGCUUGAAGUAUAUGGGCGCUCGCGGCGUUGCGCAGAGAUCUACGUUGCUGAGUGCCCGCAGUGCUACUGAGCUGCAGAGCGCGGCGGCGGGGGGGAGCCCGCGGCGGCGCGUCGGCAGCUGCACGAGCCUGCACGCCCACACCGCAGGAUACAAUAACGCAUCGGGCGACGCACACAAACAAACGAACGAAAUAGCGGAAUUAAUAAAGAACAUGUGCAAUUCAUUCGCUCUAAGUCAAGAGAGAAUACUCGCUGCCAGACUGAAACCCUCCACCAGCGAUGCGGAGGUGCAGUGCGAGGGGGGGAAUGUGGGAGACGAUGAUGGGAGGGGAGAGGGGGGAGACUGGGAGCCUGUGAAGCUGGACGGACGUCAAGCCGAGAGGGAGCCCGUCGUUUUGGAGACGAGCAAAAGCGACACGUGCAUCACAAGUCCUAAACGGGCCGCCCGUAAAGACAAUCACACGGAUUUGGUGAAAAUGGCGCUAUCGGAAGCCGACCGCGACAGCAUCAUGCGGAGGUUCGUGGACGAGCUGGAAGACUGGAAGGAGAAGCAGCAGGAGCUGCACAAACUGCAGUUGAAGCGCAAAGAAGAGUACCAUUUAGAGCUAUUGGCCAAGGAGUGGGCCAAGCAGCGCGUGGAGCUGGAGUGCCGGCUGGCGAGGGGCAUCCAGCAGUGCCGCGCCCUCGCCGCCGACCUCGCCGCCGCCACCGACGACUUCAGGGCGAGGGGACACAGGAACUCCGAGAGGGAGAAGAAGUUAUUGGAAGCGAAGAAAGCUUUAGAAGCGCAUUACACAGCCAAGUACCAGGAGCUGAGAGAAGCCUCAUUAAAAAUGGAGGACGACAUGAAUCAUCAGCUGAAAGUCAAGGACAUGAGGAUCGAGGCGCUGGAGCUUAAAAUAAUGCAGCUCGAGAAACAGGUGGACGUUUUGAAGAAUACCAUGAAGGACAUUGAGAAAGAAGCCGAAACCCGAUAUUCUGGUCUAACUAAAGAUCAAACUGCGAGUCUCAUACAAGAAUUGAGGUGUUUAGAAGAAAAACUAGAUAGUGCAGUCCAAUCGAAAGCGUUCUUCAAAGAGCAGUGGGGCCGAGCUGUCAGGGAACUGCACCUGCUGAAGCUGGACACCAGGAAGCAGAUGUUGUCGCAGCUGCAGCAGGACAGGAGGGAGCUGGGUGAUGCUGGCUUAGACACAAUAAAAGAUGACAGCGAAAGUAAACGCAAUCAAGAUGCGAUGGACAUUAAAAAAUUGAAAGACGAUUUUUAUGUUGACAUUUUAGCGAACACACCGGCACUGGAAAUCGAUUCGUUCAUCACCACAUCUGGUUCGGGUGUUGUAGAAAUGUUUGACGAUUUAAGAAGCGUCGUUAAGAACCCGAUAAAUGAUAAACUAAACAAAUUGAUAUCACAACGCGAUCGGCUCAUACAGGACGAGAAUCCGAAUGAAGAACUUCUGAAGCAAUUGAACCAGGAAAUUAGAAGUAUCCUAUUAAACUGUGGCUCCUGACUAUUUUGAAACAUCAGAUAUUAAUAAAAAAAAUUAUUAUUGCCAACCAAAAAAAAAUUUAUAUUUAUAUAAAAACUAUUGAAAGACUGAUGAAUUUCUAUAAAUUUAAAUAAAUCUUCCAUCAUGACAAAAAAUUUUGAAGCCGUCCAUGAUAACUUAGACAUAAUUUUUAUUAGAUUAAUUAUUAUAUUUGUUGUAUAUUUGAUUAAUUAUUGUGAUAUUGAUUAAAUUAA